Messenger RNA from Aspergillus oryzae RIB40, 1062 nucleotides. RefSeq lists its product as uncharacterized. The record is from RefSeq and is a predicted model, not a curated record. The coding region runs from base 1 to 1062 and encodes 353 amino acids. Lineage: Eukaryota; Fungi; Ascomycota; Eurotiomycetes; Eurotiales; Aspergillaceae. The transcript has a single exon.
AUGGUGCAGCUUAAGGAUCGGAAGUACGUGGACACUUCUAUCAGCCUGAGCAUUCCAGGAUCAAUCCGGUAUGAUGCUGCACUAUCCACCUCGUGCAGCGAUGGGUUACAGUUCGACGUGACUGGGCAAUUGGGUGUGGACUUCACUAUCACGAAUGGUUUACCCGGGUGGACAAGUAAGUCAUAUGAUUGGAAAACCACAUCCCCAGCGACACUGUUUUCAGGUUGCGUGCCAUUCAGUGUUAUGGUCAAACGCGAGCUUGAAGGAGACACAGUUGCAACACAACUGCUAUCGCGGUCGACACCCGGUGCAUCAAUAGAUAUUCCACAGGACUCGAGUCAUACGUACGCAUUCGCAGCUGAAGGAAUAUACUGUGCCGACCCAGAUGAAAGUGGCCAAAUAGGCGACUGCGGCUGGAACAGUCUUGACCUGGAUGAUGAGACAUCAGAUACGGAUGAUGAGGGCACUCUUACGCGUCGGAGACAUCAUGAGAAGCGGUCCAACACAAAGAAACUCGAUUACUGUAAUCCGUUAGGAGGAAAGGGAUUCGCAGGAUUUACAUCCGGAAACAAUGGUACAAUCGAUUUUGGCAAGUAUCCUUCGGGUUCGGAACUUGUUGAGAAGUAUUACCCUGACGCGGCCACAUAUGAUGCCGAAGAUGCGAAAGACUGCAAUAACUUGAACCUAGUCAAACUCCAACACACGCCUCAGAAACCAACAGACAUCAGUGCAAACGGUGGUCGUGUGUAUGAUAGUGAGCAUAUACUUGAAGCUCAGACUGUCCAACGAUUCUUUAACCUUAUGGGGCAACGAUGGUCUCAGGAAAAUAACAAAGCUCCGAAUCCAAACGUCCGAGAAUAUCCCGACCCCGUGGAGGGUUCUAAUAAGAUUUUGCCGUGGUGUGGCUAUAUGCUAAAGUGGUGGCAACCUAAAAGGGUUUGGAGCUCCAACCUUUACCUUGGAAGUGCGUUUCCCGGUGAAAAGUGGCAUUUCACGGAGGAAUUUGUCCUCUACGAACGUGUGUUGAACACUAAGAUCAAAAAUAGCGUGAGUAAAUACUAG